AUGGUGGUCCGGCCCCCCAGCUACAAGGCUCGGCGGUUUUGUCGCUCCAUCGAAUGGACCAAAUUCUCGAGGUCAAUGAGGAUCAUGGAUAUGUUGUGGUGGAACCUGGUGUGA
Messenger RNA from Cyphellophora europaea CBS 101466, 114 nucleotides. RefSeq lists its product as uncharacterized. The record is from RefSeq and is a predicted model, not a curated record. The coding region runs from base 1 to 114 and encodes 37 amino acids. NCBI's taxonomy places the organism in Eukaryota, Fungi, Ascomycota, Eurotiomycetes, Chaetothyriales, Cyphellophoraceae. The transcript has a single exon.